UCCCGAACGUAAUAAGUCACUUUAAUAUUAUAGGUAGGCCUUGAAAAAUGAAACAAAUGAAACAUGAUGCAUUAUAAAAUAAUAACAGCUGUCAUUUGCUGUGUUGUUGUCAUUGUUAUUGUCAUUAUUCUGCUGUGUUACAUUCAGAAAGUGUAGUUAUUUGAAUUUUGAAUCUUUUCUGCAAUGCCGAUUUCUAACCAAGAAGCAUUUAAUAUGCUGGCGAUAUAUUUUGAGUGUUUGCAAAAUGCGACCAUCGCUGCCCGCGCCUUCUAUUUGCGCUAUCCGAAUCGACCACGAUACCAUCGCCGCGUGUUUGUGCGUUUGGCCCAGUGCCUGUUAACAACAGGUAGCAUCCAUAGACCUGCCAUGAUUAGAAAUAGGCAAAAUAACGAACAAAAUGUAGUUAAUGUCCUGGCAUCUGUAGAAAUCAAUCCCCAAAUUAGUACUAGAGAGAUUUCUCGAGACUUGGGUAUUCCUCAAAGUACGGUUCACCGCAUUCUUCGAACCCAUAGGCUACAUCCCUACCAUAUCAACUUACACCAAGCCCUUUCUCCUCCGGAUUUCGACCAAAGGCUAGAUUUUUGCCACUGGCUAUUAAGCAUGAUAGCAGAAAAUCCUCAAUUUCUUUCAACUGUGUUGUGGACUGACGAAGCCACCUUUAAUAGCAAUGGGCACUUAAACUUACAUAAUAUGCACUUUUGGGCCCGAAAUAAUCCGCGCUGGCUUGGACAAGUUCAGCAUCAAGGGAGAUAUAGUGUAAAUGUUUGGUGUGGGAUAAUUGGAGGGCGGGUUGUUGGUCCAUAUAUUUUGGAGGGCGCAUUAAAUG
Anthonomus grandis grandis is the source of this 826-nucleotide messenger RNA. RefSeq lists its product as uncharacterized. The transcript is spliced from 2 exons. NCBI's taxonomy places the organism in Eukaryota, Metazoa, Arthropoda, Insecta, Coleoptera, Curculionidae. Gene Ontology annotation, molecular function: DNA binding. Gene Ontology annotation, biological process: regulation of DNA-templated transcription. The record is from RefSeq and is a predicted model, not a curated record. The annotation marks the transcript as partial.